AUGAUAAAAGAAGCCAAAUAUUACAGCAUAAUUUUGGACUGCACUCCUGAUGUUAGCCACACUGAACAAAUGACCUUAAUAGUUCGUUCUGUGUUAAUCGAUUUGAAAAAUAAAGAAUCAAAUGUUAACAUUCAUGAACAUUUUCCGGGGUUUAUACCAGUUGAAAGUAGUACAGGGAUGAGCUUAAGUGAUAUUCUUAUUCAACGGUUACGUGAUUUAGAUAUACUUAUUCAAAAUUUGCGAAGUCAAGGAUACGAUAACGGGGCUAACAUGAAAGCUUUUACUACUCGUUGGCAGGUUCUCUUAAAAUAUAUUACAAAUCUCACAUUGAAGCCAUUGAGUGAAACAAGAUGGGAGAGUAGAAUUGACGCCCUUAAGCCUUUUCGACAUUACAUAGGUGAUAUAUAUGAUUCUUUAUUUGAUAUAGUUGAUAACAAUAAUUCGGAUGCAAUGACCAAAUAUGAAGCAGAAUGCCUAUUUAGUAAGCUUAUGCAAAAAAUAAAUUUUGACAUAAGUGCCGCAUUAAAAUUAUUGGAAAGAUUAUUAAUGUACUUUCCAAAUUUAAGAUAUCAUAACGAUGAAGCAUUUGAAAAGUGUAUACUUGAGGCAACAGAACUAGCAAAAGAAAUAGAUGUUGAACCUGUUAUUCAACAUUCUCAGGGUAGAAUUCUAGCACUACGUGUUGUUGUCGUUAACUUGUCGUUUUAUGUUGUAGGAGAUGUACCUAAUGCUGAAAAAAAAUAUAAUAUGUUGAAUAAUUUGCGUGAAUUGGAUAUGAGGAUGAUGGUGGUGUCGAUAAUAGGUUUUGAUACAAACUGUGCGGGCCGGGAGCCUAUGACGAUAAUACGCGCACCCCGGACACCUUAUAAUCGCUCACCACUAACACCUAGGUCUUAA
This is a messenger RNA of Metopolophium dirhodum (rose-grain aphid), 897 nucleotides long. RefSeq lists its product as uncharacterized. The record is from RefSeq and is a predicted model, not a curated record. NCBI's taxonomy places the organism in Eukaryota, Metazoa, Arthropoda, Insecta, Hemiptera, Aphididae. The coding region runs from base 1 to 897 and encodes 298 amino acids. The transcript is spliced from 4 exons.